AUGCGAACGUCUUCCGUCCAGGAUGCAUCGGUGUUUGGCCCAGUAUGUGUCGGUACCGGCCAGAAUGUCACUGAAGACACAGCCGAAGAUUGUCUCUUCAUCAACGUUUUCACCCCAUCCAAUGCUACACCAGGAUCCGACCUCCCUGUCUGGGUGUAUAUCCAAGGCGGUGCAUAUGCGACAAAUUCAAAUGCAAACUACAAUGGCACCCAGGUGAUCCAGGAAUCCGGACAUGGAAUUAUAUUGGUCAACUUCAACUACCGUGUGGGGGCAUUGGGCUUUCUAGCUGGUCAAAAGGUCCAGCAAGAUGGUGACCUCAAUGUCGGCUUGCUUGAUCAGCGAAAAGCCCUACAAUGGGUACAGAAGCACAUUCAUCUAUUUGGUGGUAACCCAAAUCAUGUUGUCAUUCAUGGUGCGUCUGAGUCCGAGGCACAGUGUAGUCAAUUCAUGGAGGCUGUCGGAUGCUCGACGAUGUCGUGUUUGCGGUCUGCCAACAUCACCGUCAUUCAGAAAGCACAGGCUACUUCACCAGAUCCGACAGAUCCCACACGUACAACGCCCUCCUUUUGGGAUUUCGUCCCAGUUGUCGACGGGACUCUCAUCCAGGACCGUCUAUAUCCUCUAUUUGCACAGGAGAAAUUCAUCCGUGUUCCUUUGAUUGUUGGCGGAGAUACCGACGAAGGCUCCAACUUCGCAUACAAUGCCACGAGUCCGGCCGAUGUAUCCGAGUCCUUGACUAGUCUCUACCCUAGUCUAAGCUCAAACCAACUACAGUCGAUCAAUCGUGCUUAUCAGGGUAUGGAGUCCAUUCCGCUACAUGCAGAAUACUUCCCUGCUGCCUCCGCCGCGUUUGGAGAUGCUGUCUUCACCUGUCCAGGCAUUCAUAUGAGCACUCAAAUGACAAGGGCUUACCUGGUGGGUGGUGAGAAGGUUUGGAGCUAUCGAUAUAAUGUCCAGGAUCCCGAAACGCUGAACAAGGGCCUGGGAGUCCCGCAUACCUUCGAGACAGAGGCCAUUUUUGGACCGGGCUACGGGGGCGGACUUAGCAGCAGCAUUACUAACAUCAAUGCCGGAAUUGUUCCUAUUGUCAUGAAUUAUUAUAUCAGCUUUGUGAAAACGUUGGAUCCUAACAGUUUCAGAGCUGAGGGUGCACCUUACUGGAUGCCAUGGGGCGCAGGAGAGAGGUUGAAGAUACAGACAAAUCAGACGGCAACGGAGGUCAUCCCAGGAACGCAAAAGGAUCGGUGUGCACUGUGGGAAGCACUGUCUCCUGUCAUGGAUGUUUAG
Aspergillus bombycis is the source of this 1287-nucleotide messenger RNA. Its product is annotated as putative carboxylesterase. The transcript is spliced from 4 exons. The record is from RefSeq and is a predicted model, not a curated record. The coding region runs from base 1 to 1287 and encodes 428 amino acids. Gene Ontology annotation, molecular function: carboxylic ester hydrolase activity. NCBI's taxonomy places the organism in Eukaryota, Fungi, Ascomycota, Eurotiomycetes, Eurotiales, Aspergillaceae.